AUGGCUGCAUCCAGCGGCUUGCCAUUCAACCCUUUGAACGGCGUGAACGGCGUCAACGCAGUCAACGCGGUCAACGCUUCCUCGGACACUCUCCGCGUUCGCCCGCCAGCAGCGCUCUCCUGCUCGCUCUCGCACGGCCUGUCGCUCUCGCUGCUCUCCUCGCUCACUGCCACGUGGCAGCACGGCAGACACCGCCCCCGAGCCAGCACAUUGAGCGCAUCUCAGUCGUUGGAUGAGCCAUCAUGGAAGAAGGUUCAAUCUGGGUCGUUGCUGGAGAAUCAGUUUUUCCUUUCCUUUCCCCCCUCCCCCGUUUCCCCUUUCCCCUCCUGUUCUUUUCGGCCUUCCCCCCUCGUCCCCUCGUCUUCCCCCCUUCCCCGUGCCGCCUUCCCCAUGGCACCGCAGCGCUUCCCCCUGAAGGCAGCCACAACGGCGAGUGGGCUGGCGCUGGCGGGCGACACGCUGGCGCAGCUCGUGGAGCGCCGCACCCGCCGCCAGCAGCAGCAGCAGCAGCAGCAGCAGCAACAGCAACAGCAACAGCACCACCGCUCGCACACGCACGCUGACGCUCUACCGGCACUGCACGAGCGGCACGCGGCGGCGGCAGGAGAAGGGGAGGGCGAGGGGGUGGGGCAGCACGACUGGGUGCGCGCAGUGUGCAUGGCGUCGUACGGCUUCCUGCUGUACGGCCCCGGCUGCCACGCCUGGUACCGCUGGCUUGACCGCCUGCUUGCCGCGCCCACCGCCUCCAACUUGGGCCUCAAGGUGCUGGCGAAUCAGGUGGUGGUGGGGCCGAGUGUGCUGCUGGUGGUGUUCGCGUGGAACAUGGCAUGGAUGGGUCGAGCCAGAGACAUCCCCGACAAGUACCGUCGGGACUUCUUCCCCUCGCUCAUCAAGGGCUACAAGUUCUGGAUACCGGCCACCUGCUUCAACUUUGCAGUGGUGCCAUUAGAGGCACGGGUGGCCUUCAUGUCAUGCUGUGCCAUCUUCUGGAACUUCCACAUCUCCUCCUCACUCGGCAAGGAAACAUCUCGUGCCCAACCCCAACGCUCCCCUCUUCCUGCUGCAACUUUGCCUGCUCCUGCUUCAUCUCCUGGUUAUUCUCCUGCUGGUUACCAAGUGUUGGCUGCACCUUCCGUGUACAAUGCUGCUUUUCGCGCAGGCGCUCCGCAGAUUGAGCUCAGUCGGCGCAGUCGGGUCAGUCGGCGCGGAAGUGUUGCGGGCGUGAGCGUGCGCGCGCGCGGAGGGGAGGACGGCAGCGGACAGCGGAAGGGGAAGCAAGGCCCGUCCUUCGGCGAUCAGAUCCUUGACUAUAUCGAAGGCGGCCCGAAGCUAAGGCGCUGGUACGGCGCAGCGGACACUCUGCCAAGAGACGGCGCUGGUGACGUGGAGGUACCAGGUGACGUGGAGGUACCAGUUGACGUGGAGGUACCAGGUGACGUGGAGGUACCAGGUGACGUGGAGGUACCAGAUGACGUGGAGGUACCAGAUGACGUGGAGGUACCAGAUGACGUGGAGCCCAUAGCAGGCUCGGUGGGAGACCAAUCAGCAGUGAGAGCUGCGCUCAGGGGCACUCAGGCAGUUGUCAUCACGGGGCGGCUGGGCUCGCUAGCGCAGCUGCUACAGGGGAGCAAAGUAGAGCACGUGGUGCUCGUAUCACAGCUGGGAGCCUCGUCGCGCCCCUCGGGUCUGGCAGGGCUGCUCUGGUCCGCCUCGCCGCUAGCCGCAGCGGCAGACGCCGAGGCAGCACUCACUGCUGCUGCUGUGGCAGCACAGAGGGGAGCAGCAGGAGCAGCAGGGGAGGGCGUCACCAGCAAAGGAAGCGUGUCAAGGGAGGAUCUGGCAGCCGUGGUGGCGGCAGCGCUGGCAGUGCCACCGCCCUGCCAGCACCGACGCAUCAUUGAGGUGGUCAACUCCGAUACUCCAAGG
Messenger RNA from Closterium sp. Yama58-4, 1926 nucleotides. The record is from the annotation of a GenBank genome assembly. Lineage: Eukaryota; Viridiplantae; Streptophyta; Zygnematophyceae; Desmidiales; Closteriaceae.